Messenger RNA from Oppiella nova, 1059 nucleotides. Lineage: Eukaryota; Metazoa; Arthropoda; Arachnida; Sarcoptiformes; Oppiidae. The record is from the annotation of a GenBank genome assembly.
AUGAUUUUGAAGAACAAUGUGAUGAGAAAUGUCUCGAAAAUGACACUAAAAUCGGCGAAAUCAGUGAAUUCUGUGGACACAGUGGUCGGUGAAGUCAGUGGCGAUUAUCCGAUUCUCAUUCCGGAUUCACUACUGAUUCUCAAAAUUCUCAUUCGUCCCAAAACUGGUCCUCGGAUUCCGACUCCGGCGACAAUGAGUGCCAACAGAUCCCUAUUCGUCACUCAUUUGGCCGCAGACGUGACCGAAGCUAAUCUCGUGAACCUCUUCGCCUCUUUCGGGCCCAUCCUGUCGGUGAAGGUGUGUCGCGACGAACGCCGUCUGAGCCGUGGCUACGGAUACGUGAACUUCACGACCUCUUCGGACGCCAGACGUGCCAUCGAUGGCCUCAACUUCGCCCAACUCAACGGUCAACCCAUACAAGUAAUGGUCGCCCAAUCGGAGCCCACGCGACGCGUGUCCACCGACGCCAACGUCUUCGUCAAGAAUUUGGACAAAUCUAUCGAUAGUAAGCGUCUUCACGAGCUGUUCGCGCCAUUCGGACCCAUCGUGUCGUCCAAAUUGGCUCAAGAGGUGAACGGCUCGAGUAAGGGCUUCGGUUUCGUUCAGUACGAGCGCGAAGAGAGCGCCGUCCGAGCCAUCAUCGCGUUGAAUGGCAAACAGUUGGCCGCGAAGACCAUCUUCUGCUCGAAAUUCAUGUCCAAAAGCUUACGUCAGAAGGCUUUGGACACCAAUAAACCGAAGCAAUUGGCUGUGGUUUACGUGAAGAACUUGAGCGCCGACUUUGAUGGCCAGUCGCUGCAGGAGUUGUUGGCGCCGUACGGACGCAUCGAUUCGGCGAAAGUGUUUCACAAGAAUGAGAAGACUUUCGGAUUCGUGUCUUUUGAGAACGCGAUGGCGGCCAACGCUGCCGUUCUGGCACUCCAUGACAAAUGUCUGCCCAAUGGAAGCGCUCUUUACGUAAGUCGAGUCCACAGUCGAGUGGUUCCCAAGAAGUCGGCCGACAAGCAGAAGACUCUUAAGAAGAGAUCCGACGGACGCUAUGUUUUCGUGAAGUAUUUA